Drosophila kikkawai is the source of this 595-nucleotide messenger RNA. It is a transcript of the gene Lamtor4, whose product is annotated as Late endosomal/lysosomal adaptor, MAPK and MTOR activator 4. Lineage: Eukaryota; Metazoa; Arthropoda; Insecta; Diptera; Drosophilidae. The record is from RefSeq and is a predicted model, not a curated record. Gene Ontology annotation, molecular function: guanyl-nucleotide exchange factor activity. Gene Ontology annotation, biological process: positive regulation of TOR signaling; cellular response to amino acid stimulus. Gene Ontology annotation, cellular component: Ragulator complex; lysosome.
CUGGCCACACUUAGCCAGGGCGUGAGAAAAAGAUAAAUAAAUAAAUAAAUAGAAUAUUUCCGUGCCAAUGGACAAGGAAAAAUCAAUUGUGCCCAAUCAAAUUGGCUACCUGGUGCUAAAGGACGAUGGCGCAGUCCUGGAAUCCGGCGGGGAGCUCAAGAAUGAUGAGCACAGCGCCAAUGUGAUAAUGGGCCUGCUCAAUCUCACCGAGAGCAUCGACGAGUCCUUUAUGCCGAAUAGCAGCUGCGAAAGGAUCACCAUCGACUACGAGGAGUACUACUACAGCAUCUGCAUGUCCAACCGCAGGAUAUACAUCGUUAAGAUCAGCGGCAGCCAGAAUGGUGGCAAUACCACCACCGCCACGGCCAGCUCCUCCUCCUCGAACAGCGUGUAUAACGAUGCCUCCGACAGUGCUGGAGCGGUGCUGGCUUGAAACCCAAACUCGGAUGUUCGACCGCCCCCCACUUGCCGUUUCUGCUGGCAACGGGGUGGCAAUCUACCACCCAGAACCCACAAUUGGCGCACACCCAUUCUGUACUUGAUUCUCCUUUUUAUUUGUCAAAGAAUACAUCAUCUGUAAGCUCCUGUUCGAAAA